Drosophila ananassae is the source of this 722-nucleotide messenger RNA. RefSeq names its product succinate dehydrogenase assembly factor 3, mitochondrial (gene Sdhaf3). NCBI's taxonomy places the organism in Eukaryota, Metazoa, Arthropoda, Insecta, Diptera, Drosophilidae. The transcript is spliced from 3 exons. Gene Ontology annotation, biological process: mitochondrial respiratory chain complex II assembly; succinate metabolic process. The record is from RefSeq and is a predicted model, not a curated record. Gene Ontology annotation, cellular component: mitochondrion; mitochondrial intermembrane space. Bases 306 to 689 code for a protein of 127 amino acids.
UUUUUGUUUAUUUUUCUCUUUUACCAUUUUAUUCUUAUCUAUAAAAUUUGUUAAAUAUGGCAUUUGUGUCAUUUUGUAUUGAUCGCGGAAGGGAAUUUAUUGAACAGUACAAAUUACGUUCUACAAUUUAUUUUUUAAACGCGCGCCAGCAAGAAAACUACGUGGCAGCCCUGUUUUAUGGAGCAGAGAUGCCCUAUCUUUUUUACGAUUACCGGAAUCGCGAUUUAUUUACCUUCUGUUUAUUUACUAUUUUAACUGUCUAAACAAUAACAGUAUUAGCAUGUCGUGUAGGAUAUAAGCAUAAAAUGUCUAAAAUUUUGAUGAAUCAACUUACACACCCGCAGCGCGUCCGCCUGCUGUAUAAAACCAUUCUGCGCCUGCACAGAGGCUUGCCUGCGGAACUUCGUGCCCUGGGAGACAACUAUGUGCGCGACGAGUUCAGAAGACACCUCAAAUGUAAUCCUAUGGAGGCGCAGCUCUUUAUGACAGAGUGGGCCCGCUACGCUUCGACGAUAACUAAGCAACUAGGUCUUCGCGGCAAGCCCAAGGGGGAACUGGGCGAGCCUCUGGACACGAACGCUGUAGAAAUGCUCAAAGACGACCAGGUGGUGCAGCUCUACGAACUCAUGUUGGCGGCAAAGGGCCUGGAAGGCGAUACAAUCACGGCGGACGAUGUUCGUAGUAAAUAAAAGGCAUUCUUUAUUUGGUUUCUUUCUCCAUCA